AUGGGCAAGCGAAAACACAUUAAAACUGGAGCUGGAGACUUGAUAAAAGCUCCAGGUGGUUUGGCAGAUCAAAUUGAAGUCAAUACCUUUGCUCAGAACCGUGCCAAACCUCGAGGUAUCUUGAAGAAGACCAAAGGAGAAUCAGAAGUGAGUUUAGCUGGUUUUUAUAUUGUUUUAGGUACUAUAUUCAUUAUAAUUGAAAAACAUGUUAUUUACUGAAUUUUUACAGCCUAAGUUGAGGAUAAAAAACUCUUGAGUGAUAUUAAGGUGUAUUUUUGUUAAUUCUGCCAAUUUCAGUUUGUUCCCGAUGGUUUAAGUUCAAAGAUUUUGCGCGAAGCUUCUCGCCAGUUGGCUGCUGAAGAAUCGACCAAAGCCAAGAAGACUGAACCUAAAAUCUUAUUGGCACAAGAUGUAUAGUAAGUUAAUUGUCUUCUUAUUGUUAUGCUUUUAGUUCUCAACUUCAAACACGCCAAUCUGCGAGAAAAGACGACGAUUCAUCAGACGAGGAAGAAGAUUUGCUUGAUGAUGAAGAAUUUCCUCCUCUUAACAGCGAGUAAGUUAGUUUUUUGUUAUAAAGUUGUUAACGGUAGCAAGAAUAUUUCUGCGCAUCUUUUGAAUACAUAUUUGCAGUAUUUUUAUUACAAUAACACAAGUUUAGAUCAAUUUACCUUAUACUACCUUCAAUUUUAGAGAAACUCAAGAACUGCCGGAAUUUUUGCAUGGAGAAGAAAGAAAUCUAGCUGAUUUCGGAUCGACAGUUCUUCAGAAUGCUGAUUUGAAGAAGCUUCAGUUUGAGAGAGAGUUCAAUACAGCUGCUGCUGAUCCUACAGCUGGUUUGUCGGAGAACGUGGUCAAUAUGUACAAGGAAAUUGGUCAAUACAUGCACUAUUAUCGUUCUGGCAAGAUUCCAAAGGCUUUCAAGUCAAUUCCGGCUUUGAAGAACUGGGAGCAGAUCUUGGAGUAGGUUUAUAUUGUAUGUUUAGGUAUUUGUUUUAGUUUUUGGAGGUUUAUAUUAUGUUUUAAGAGUUAAAAGUUGUUUUAAAUGUUAAAAAAGCUAUUUUAAAAAUCUUAUUUGGUGUAGAUUGGUUUUAUUAUUGAUAAUUUUAGAAUAACACAGCCCGAAAAGUACACGGCAGCUGCUCUUCUCCAUGCUACAAGGUUAUUUGCUGCCAAUGCUUCUCCCAAAGCUUGUGAACGGUAUGUUUUAUAAAUUUCUUUUCUGUUUUUAGGUAGGUAAAUUGUAAAAUGGAAUGGAUCUUUUAUGUUAAUUUUGUCUUUUCCAGCUUUACAACUUAAAUAUUUCAGCUUUUAUCGCUACUACCUCCUCCCACGUGUACUAGACGACAUUCUAGAGUACCGCAAACUCAAUGUUCAUCUCUACACAGCCAUCAAAAAGGCCAUUUACAAGCCAACAGCCUUCGUCAAGGGUCUCCUCUUGCCAAUGUGUGAUCCAGACAUGAUAUCCAUGAAUGUAGCUCACGUCAUGAAGGCCAUAGUAAGAUCCACGUCACUGCCCGUAUUCCACGCAGCCACUGCCAUUAUUAAGUUGGCCCAACAACGACCAAUGAGCUCACCAGUCUCGUAUAUCUUGACCGGAUUCAUCCAGAAGAGAUACACCUUGCCAUCAAUGUGUAUCGACAGUCUAAUCGACUACUUCUGCUCAUACGACGACAGUGAAGAGCGUAUGCCAUUGUCGUUGCAUUCGGCUGUACAUGAGUUUGUUAAGACCUACAAGUUGGAGUUGAACAAUGAACAAAAACAGAAGUUGCUUCAGCUUUUGAAUGUAAGUAUAGGUGGUAAAUGGUGGUUGAUAAAAAAUGGCAAGAACUUUCUUUACAAAGCUGAAAAUGGCAAGAACUUUCUUUACAAAACAAAAAAUGGCAAGAACUUUCUUUACAACACAAAAAAUGGCAAGAACUUUCUUUACAACACAAAAAAUGGCAAUAACUUUCCUUUCAGCAUUUAAAAUUUAAAAAAAAUAAAAAUUUUUUUUCAGGAGUACGGUAACAAAAUGGCCCGGAAAGAUACGAUAAACGAGCUGAAUGGCGUCAUGACCGAAGAUGUCGAGAUGGAAGUUGUUUGA
Messenger RNA from Bursaphelenchus okinawaensis, 2083 nucleotides. NCBI's taxonomy places the organism in Eukaryota, Metazoa, Nematoda, Chromadorea, Rhabditida, Aphelenchoididae. The record is from the annotation of a GenBank genome assembly.